Molecule: messenger RNA, 1112 nt
Organism: Scleropages formosus (Asian bonytongue)
Lineage: Eukaryota; Metazoa; Chordata; Actinopteri; Osteoglossiformes; Osteoglossidae
Product: dickkopf-related protein 2-like
Exons: 4
Coding region: 353-1090 (245 amino acids)
Biological process (GO): multicellular organism development; negative regulation of canonical Wnt signaling pathway
Cellular component (GO): extracellular region
Molecular function (GO): co-receptor binding; receptor antagonist activity
Source: RefSeq, a predicted model, not a curated record
ACAGUGGAGCGCCGCAACAUGCCCACACACACACGCGCACGACACGCACACGCACGCAGGGACACGCGGACACGCGCACACACACACUCGGCGGGCUGUGCCGGGCGGCCCUUUUGAGCACGAGCGUGCACGUGUCGCUCCUCAUAUUCAUCGAAGAAUUUAUCGCUGCGGGCUGAACGUUUGUUUUGCUUUCUGUUCGUUUCUGCUUCGCGCGCGGACUUGACGACCACGCCGCCUCUGGUCCGGUGCAGUUCUGCACAAUUUUGGUUCGCUUUUUUUUUUUAUUUUUUACAUUAAUUUUACUUUUUUGUAUAAUUCAUUAAACUAAAGAUCCUCGGGCUCGUCGGCCGGGAUGCUCCUCUGGACCCGGAGCGGAUGCUGGUGCGCGUUCAUGGCGCUGAGCGCAGCCCUGGGGAUCGGGAACGCACAGGGAGCGCGCGCGGCGUCCGACGGGAACGCGAUCAGGUCGGGCGCGCCCGAGGAGUCCGUGAGCGCAGUGAAUGGAUCAGGAUCGGGGACAUUUGAAGCUGGAGUGUCCAGGAGAGGACAGAAAGGGACACAGGUGUACCCCUGCACGAGCGACAAGGAGUGCACCGUGGGGAUGUACUGCCACUGCCCGCACCAAGGAACCCCCCGCUGCCUCGCGUGCCGCAAGCGGAAGAAGCGCUGCCACAGAGAUGCCAUGUGUUGCCCCGGCAACCGCUGCAACAACUACAUCUGCGUGCCCAUCUCAGAUGGAGGCGUGUCCCCACGCAGUCCGGCGCUGAAGGGACACCACAAGCUCGUGACCAAGGAGCGCAGCUGGAAGAAUGGUCAAAGCAAACCCCCCGCGGUCAAAGGUCACGAGGGAGACCCCUGCCUGCGUUCGUCCGACUGCGCCGAGGGCCACUGCUGCGCCCGCCACUUCUGGACCAAGAUCUGCAAGCCGGUGCUGCGGCGGGGGGAGGUGUGCACGCGCCAGCGGCGGAAGGGCUCCCACAGCCUGGAGCUCUUCCAGCGCUGCGACUGCGCCCGCGACCUGUCCUGCAAGGUGUGGAGGGACGCCACGUCCGCCUCCAAGUCCCGCCUCCACGUGUGCCAGAAGGCGUGACCCCCCCCCCCGCACCGCCACA